Messenger RNA from Nematocida homosporus, 1404 nucleotides. Its product is annotated as tRNA (uracil-5-)-methyltransferase. The transcript has a single exon. Lineage: Eukaryota; Fungi; Microsporidia. Gene Ontology annotation, molecular function: RNA methyltransferase activity. The record is from RefSeq and is a predicted model, not a curated record. Bases 1 to 1404 code for a protein of 467 amino acids. Gene Ontology annotation, biological process: RNA processing.
AUGACCGUUUGCUGGCGUAUUAAUUCUAUCCCAAAUAGGACCCGUCGUGCGACUCUUCUAGAAGCAAUCAAUAAGACCGUUGAUGGACCUUUUUCCUUGGCUUUUAAAGAUAAUCGCCGCACAGCUAUUAUCAUUACUGAGUCCGAAAUCCAGCCAGAAAUACAUCUAAAUGGCCGUAAGUUGUCUCUAAAGCGUCUCGAAGAGAGUGCCAAAAGUGCAGUCGAUAGUGUAACUCCUCUCUGGAAUCUUUCUUAUGAAGAUCAACUAGCUACUAAAGCCGCGGCCGUCCAAAAAGCCCUAGCAGUCAUUGCCGGUGCCACCAGUGCAACUGUCCAAACCCACGCUUCACCCAUACGCCAAGGCUACCGCAAUCGCUGUGAGUUCACUUUUGGUUUCGACACAGAAGAUCGUCCGAUUCUAGGCUUCCGCACCUCUGGGUACUCCACCGGCCCCAACCGAGUCACUGAUCCCUCCGAUUGCAUCUAUAAUGUCAGCACAGAAAUGCUAGAUAAGGUCAAAGAAGUCAACAACUAUCUAGCCCAACAUCCAGACCUAGUCUACAACCGCAUAUCAGCAACCGGUCUCCUUCGUCUCCUUCUUCUCCGCCGGAUUGGCACCCAAUUAGUUGGUGUUUUACUGGCUGCUGGCUCCUCCCUUAGUGAGACAGCCACCAACCCGCACCUAGUUCAGUUUAGCCAAUCACUUCAAAUAGAUAGUCUUUAUUUAGCCGUUAGUACGGGCAUUCAUGAAGGUCUACCCCCAAACACACCCCUCCAUCUUCUCCAUGGUUCGAAUCCGCCCCAUCAACAAACCCUAGGUGGUUGUCAGUUUACUUUAGCCCCACUAAGCUUCUUUCAAGUCAAUAUCCCCGUGGCCGAAAUACUAGUCCAAAUAGUCAAAGAUGCCAGUGCCAAUCAAACCAUCUUAGAUGUCUGUUGCGGCUCGGGUGUUCUUGGCAUUUGUGCCGCCCAAGGCACUACCGCCCAAGUAAUUGGUCUCGAACUAGAUGCCCAAGCUAUUACUAGUGCGCAACUCAAUGCCGCCACGAAUCAGACUCAAGCCACCUACUACACCGGUCGAGUAGAGGACACUUUAACUACAGCCUUAACAAAAGUAUCUGGACCUUGCACUGCACUUCUUGACCCGCCUCGAGCCGGUUUCCCCAAUCGCCUCCUUCUUUCCCUGCUUAGCACACCCAACAUCACGCGCAUCCUCUACAUCAGCUGCAGCUAUCGGCUAGUGAUCGAGAACCUAAAAACCAUAAGUAAGAGCCACUUUAUUCUGAAACAAAUCCAUAUCUUAGAUAUGUUCCCUUAUACGGACCAAGCCGAGUGCGUCUUCCUCUUUGAAAAGAACCCCAAUUCCACCGCAGUACCCAAUCAGCACCACCCACCAUCACCAUAA